CCUAAAAAAUUUUAUUUCUGACUUGGAGUCUCUCACUGGUUUUGCUUUCAAAUCAGCACAAUUUUGGAGGGGAUUUUGACUGAAUCUUGGUGUUUGGGAGGUUAUUACAGACACAAGAUGCUCAAUGACUGCCAGAGAUGAACUUGGGCAAGGAGGAACACCCAGUUUAUGGAGCUCUCUUGUUUUUUCCCCAGACCAGGAUUUUUCAUUCCCACGGCGUGAGGAGAUGGAGGAGGCAGAAAAGCCCCGGAGAUCUUUAAGGAGGAGGGGCUGCAAACCCAUCCCAGAGAGCUGCGAGGAGGAAAGACCCUCCCAGAGCCGGGAAGGCGGCCGGAGAUCCAGACAGAGCUCAGAGCUGGUGGAGAAGCCUCCUGGAGGGGAGAAGCCCCACAAGUGCUUGAAAUGUGGGAAGGGUUUCAGGUGGAGAUCAGACCUGAUCCGACACCAGGUGAUCCACACUGGGGAACGGCCCUAUGAGUGUGGGGAAUGUGGGAAGGGAUUCAGAGACAGCUUCGAGCUCAUCCGGCACCAGCUGAUCCACACUGGGGAAAAGCCCUAUGAGUGCGGAGAAUGUGGGAAGAGCUUCAGCAACAGCUCCAACCUGAUCCGGCACAAGAUGAUCCACACUGGGGAAAAGCCCUACGAGUGUGGGGAUUGUGGGAAGAGCUUCAGCAACAGCUCCGGCCUGAUCUGGCACCAGAGGAUCCACACUGGGGAAAAGCCCUAUGAGUGUGGGAAAUGUGGGAAGGGUUUCAGCAACAGUUCCUACCUGUUGCAGCACCAGUUGAGCCAUACAGGGGACAGGCCCUACACAUGCUUGGAAUGUAGAAAGAGCUUUGUGUGGAUGUCCAACUUAACAAAACACCAGCGCAUCCACACCGGGGAGAGGCCCUACAAGUGUCCUGAGUGUGGGAAGAGGUUUCAGACCAGCUCCAGUCUCCUCGUACAUGAGCGGAUUCACACAGAGGAGAGGCCCUUCCGCUGCCCCGAAUGCGGGAAGGGAUUCACUCUCAACUCCACCCUCACUGUCCACCGGCGCAUCCACACUGGUGAGAGGCCCUACAAGUGUCCUGAGUGUGGGAAGAGCUUCUCAAAGAGCUCAACCUUGAACCGACACCAGCGGAGGCUCCACUAAGGGAAGC
Messenger RNA from Sturnus vulgaris (Common starling), 1142 nucleotides. RefSeq lists its product as uncharacterized. Gene Ontology annotation, cellular component: nucleoplasm. The record is from RefSeq and is a predicted model, not a curated record. Gene Ontology annotation, biological process: negative regulation of transcription by RNA polymerase II; regulation of cytokine production; regulation of immune system process. Lineage: Eukaryota; Metazoa; Chordata; Aves; Passeriformes; Sturnidae. Gene Ontology annotation, molecular function: RNA polymerase II cis-regulatory region sequence-specific DNA binding; DNA-binding transcription repressor activity, RNA polymerase II-specific.